AUGGCUCUUGCCGACAAUGAGGUGAUAGACUCCCAAUUUAUAGCCGAAAAUAUUAGUUUUUUAGAUAACUGUUUUGAUAAUUCUUUUGUAUUUCAAUCUUUGCAAGUUGUCAAAGAACACACUGCAGAUCAAAAUUAUAUUGUAGAGAAAAAUAGUCGAAAGAUACGAAAGACAGUGAGUAUUGGUUCACAAAAUACUACAUUACAGUUAGUAGACCCUACGCAACAUGUACCUGAACCUAAUACAUCUUUAACUGAAAAUAGAAGAUUGAAGGACUGGGGUCUGCCCCCAGAAAUAACUAGAAAAUAUGAAGAAAGAGGAAUUACAGAGAUGUUUGAAUGGCAAGUCAAUUGUUUAAGAAACCCCAAGGUGUUAUUUGAAUGCUGCAAUUUAGUAUACUCAGCUCCAACAUCAGCAGGCAAAACUUUAGUUGCGGAAAUAUUAACUAUCAAAACCAUUUUAGAGCGUCAAAAAAAAGUUAUUAUUAUACUACCGUUUGUGUCAAUAGUGAGAGAAAAGAUGUUUUAUUUUCAAGAUAUACUGUCUACCUCUGGGAUACGGGUAGAAGGAUUUAUGGGAUCUCAAUCACCACCAGGAGGGCUACAGGCUGUACAUGUUGCUAUUUGCACAAUAGAAAAAGCUAAUAGUCUAAUUAACAAGCUCCUUGAUGAAGGUUCUAUAGCAGAGUUAGGAGCAGUAAUUGUGGAUGAAUUGCACUUACUGGGUGAUCCUAGCCGAGGAUAUAUUUUAGAGCUUCUGCUCACUAAAGUUAAGUAUGUGUCAUCUAAGUCAGAUGAUAUACAAAUACAAAUAGUAGGAAUGUCAGCUACUUUACCCAACUUAGAAAUACUUGCCAGUUGGUUAAAUGCAGAGUUGUUUAUAACAGAUUUCAGACCAAUUCCUCUAGAAGAGUAUUGUCUGGUUGGUAGUAAAUACUACAAUAAAGAAGGAAAAUGUAUUGAAAAUCUAGAUACAGCACUUACUGUAGAAGGUGAUAGUGUGUUGAACAUUUGUUUGAAUACCAUUAAAGACAGAUGUUCAAUAUUAAUUUUUUGUAUGACCAAGAACUGGUGUGAAAGUUUAGCGCAGUCUGUAGCACAGUCAUUUUACAAGUUAGGUUGUGAAGAGACUGAGGCUGGAUCUAUUUUAAGAUCACAAUUGAAAUCAGAGGCAAUAUCGGAGGUAUUAGAACAGAUGAGAAAUUGUCCUGUUGGCUUGGAUCAAGUCCUAAAGAAAACAAUAUCAUUUGGAGUUGCUUAUCACCAUGCUGGCCUCACAUUUGAUGAAAGGGAUAUUGUUGAAGGUGGCUUUAAAUCUGGGGCGAUAAGAGUAUUAGUAGCUACCUCUACAUUAAGCUCUGGAGUUAAUCUACCAGCAAGAAAGGUAAUUAUAAGGUCACCUGUAUUUCAAAGACAACCCAUAAAUAUUUUAACUUAUAAACAAAUGAUCGGUCGAGCAGGAAGAAUGGGUAAAGACCUAAAAGGUGAGAGUAUUAUUAUUUGCUCUGAGGCAGAGAAAAAGGUUGGGUUUGAAUUAAUGAUGGGUUCUCUUGCUCCUGUCAAGAGCUGUAUUGAGAGUGAAGACAAAUACAUGAGAGCAGUUCUAGAAAUGAUAGCAAGUCAAGUUUUGUCUACAAAGGAACAGUUAGAUUUGUAUUCAAAAUGUACUUUGCUGUAUAAUCAGCAAGAUGCCCAACCCACGAAUUUUCUUUUGGAGAACACUUUAGAUGAAUUGAAAAACUAUGAGUUGGUAAGAAUUCAAACAGAAGGCGAAGAAGAACACUAUGUAGCUACACCUUUGGGAAAAGCCUGCCUUGCAUCAUCCAUGGCACCUAAUGAUGGAUUAUCAUUGUUUUGCGAGUUGCAGAGAGCUCGCCAAUGUUUGGUGCUUGAAACUGAUUUGCAUCUAAUUUAUUUGGUUACCCCAUACAGUGUGAGUAGCCAGUGGGGCAAUAUGGACUGGUUGCAUUUGCUGACUCUAUGGGAGUCCUUGACUAAAGCAAUGAAAAGAGUGGGGGAAUUAAUAGGAGUUCAAGAGAGCUUCAUAAUACGAUGUUUGAGAGGAAAUAAUAAGGCCAAUAAUAUUCAGGCUAAAAUAAAUAUUCAUAAGAGGUUUUACACAGCUUUAGCUCUGCAGGACUUAGUAAAUGAAGUUCCUUUAGCUGAUGUGGCUGCAAAGUUCCAGUGCGCGCGCGGGUUUUUACAGAGUCUUCAGCAGGGAGCAGCAACAUUUGCUGGUUAG
This is a messenger RNA of Arctia plantaginis, 2241 nucleotides long. Lineage: Eukaryota; Metazoa; Arthropoda; Insecta; Lepidoptera; Erebidae. The record is from the annotation of a GenBank genome assembly.